This is a messenger RNA of Suillus subalutaceus, 2013 nucleotides long. RefSeq lists its product as uncharacterized. Bases 1 to 2013 code for a protein of 670 amino acids. The transcript is spliced from 11 exons. NCBI's taxonomy places the organism in Eukaryota, Fungi, Basidiomycota, Agaricomycetes, Boletales, Suillaceae. The record is from RefSeq and is a predicted model, not a curated record.
AUGUUUCUGAUAGAUUACGAAGGUGACACCCAGGUCCUGGGACCAGCGGGGCAUGUACUAGCGCGCCAAACAAGUGAUAAGGCUUCAGCCUCUUCGGUUCUGCAAGGAAGUCCGAUGGUUCGUUGCUUCUUACUAGCGCCUCUUCACACAGGUGACAGCAGGACGUCCUCACGGAGCCCAUUCCGUGCUUCUACCUUCGAGAUGCACUUCGCAAACUUUGUCAAAAUUACUGUCAUCAUGGGUUUCGCAUGGGGCUUCACCGGAGGAAUUUUAUUCACAGGGGUUCUCGCACUACCCGAUCAUAUCGUUCGUCUGAUCGUAGAGUAUCCGACCGAGCUAACCUUGAUAGUUACGCUGAUCUCAACUACCUUGUCGAUCAUUACUUCGAUGUUCUUCACAUUUGCGGUUAAAGAAGCGCUUCGGCACCACCUCUCAGGGCCGAUGACACUGUUCAAGCUUCGCACUGCAAUAGCGCUGAGCAGGCCGACCUGGGUAUUACGAUGGAGAUCUCUCAAGUUGUCGGCCCUCACGUUGGCCGUUUAUGCGGUGAUCACAUUUCUGAACACGAGUUGGAGCACUUUACUCCUCCCCACCCUUGUCCAGUGGCCUGUGGCAACGUUCGGAACGGAACUAGACUUGGGAUCUGUUGCAUUUGUAAAUCAGCUGAGUACGGACCUCAAUGCCCAGGAAGCGAACACUGUACAAGCACCUGGGUUUCAAACCAUCAACGUCUUGACUCUCCUCAGUGGUAUUGCUGCGGUUGACGAUCAAGGUGGUGUGCAAACGAGUAGUAUAUUCAGCUUCAAUGGAGUUUCAUACAAUCAGUCGACUGGUGGAGUUCUUCCUGCGAUAGAGGAGUACUCUGGAUCAUCAAACCCACCGGGUUCUGACGUUGGCUUGGCGUUCACUGGGGGACAAGUACCGGUUAAUACCACUUUUGACUGGGGACGCCUCGGACGCGAUGCAGGCACUCAAGGCAUUGCGAAGAACUACACUGUUACACAGCAGGGUGUCACAGCAAAUGUUUCAUGCCAGCCGAUUGACCGCAGUCAAAAUACAUUUAUUGUCCAACCAAAUGUGACACAAGGACCACUGGACUUCACGUUCUUCACGUGGGAAGCCGGUGUGAAUUGUUCCGGAACCCCAGGUUUAAAUACACAGCUCUACUUCACCGCUGGCAAUGCGAGCGGUCAGAUGGACAAUGUAACCCAGGGAUUUCUCCCCACUGUUGUAUGUCCCAACCCACAAAACUCGACAUUCAACCCAUAUAAGUUUGAUGUUUUUAUGGCUGGCUUGUACAAGUACGACUUUCUGCCAACGACCGUUUGCGAGGUCGUCCCCUACCUAACCACAGUCAACGUCACUUAUAAUGGAGGCAUCAUAUCUGUCGAUCGGAUUGACACAUCGACAAGCAGUCCGAAUUUUCCUUUGUCUCAGUACAUUGCAACCGUGAUGGCUUAUCAAUCGGGGGCGAACCAAGGCAUGACCACAAAUACAAUUGGUGACUUUUUGACCGCGUAUGGUACCAGCAAUGUAUCAACCAUGUACAGCGAACUGGAAGAUUACUGGCGCGGUGUUACAGAGUUCGCCUCCACUCAACUUCGCUCCGGAUACUCUGCUUCGGGAGUUCCGUCGAAUAUGACGACGUUGACAAACGGCAUGAUGUAUAUCACGACGUACGGCUGGCGAAGCCAAGCCCACACGUAUAUCCUUUUGCUUGUGGUGAUCACCAUGAUCUGGGGCGCCACCCUAAUAGCUGCCGGGUACAGCCUCAUCCAAGAAAAAAUCCAUGCCUCCGAUCCAUCUUUCGACUUUUCUGAUCCCGUUGAUCUCGUCAUCGCGGCAUCUGGCGGAAGACUUGAAUCAUACCUUCACGAAGGUGAAAGAAACAAAUACACUAGCGAGGACGUCACCGUUCGCUUUGAAGAUGUACCUGAUAAAAUGGGAAGGAGAAUGAGCAAGAGACUGGUCACUGUGGUUCCGGAACCUCUGCCAAAGUCUGCGGAACCUUGA